UAAAACUAAGUUUGUUCUUGUGGUUGUAAUGGUGGUGGUGGUGGUGUUCUUGGUGCUGAUGGAACAAGCUUCUGAUUCUGGGUAUGGACAGAUUUUCGGUGAAGCAGCUUCCUAUAAGAUUCAGAACAGAAAGGUAGUGAUUGCUGUGGAGACAAAGGAGGAGGCUUUGACGAAAGACGUGCAUGGAUCCACAAGCAGGAGUGCUGGAAAUGGUGCGGAGAAGUUGGUGGAUUGGGAACUAAGGAAGGUUCCUUCCGGUCCAGAUCCGCUGCAUCAUAACGGAGGAGGUCCCAAGAAGCCUCGAACUCCAUGAGAGUGGCAGAGAAGCGUGAAGGAUGAAGAGCUAGCUCUUCGUAAUGUUUUGUUCUACGUAGGGAUAUUAGUUGGUGGAUAUAUACUAUAUAUACCUAGUUAACAAAAUGGGGCGAGGUCUUUUGCCUACUAGUGAAGCCUCAUGUUUAUGUUCCUUUUCUUCUUCUCUUCCUCCUUCUUCCUGGUCUAGCUAGAUAUGUUUUCGUUCUUUUGUCCUUUUCUUUUCUUGCUUUUGCCCAUGAGCAAACACUUAAAAAUGUAUGUAUUUUCUGCAACUGUGCAUGUUGGUAUAUGUAUAUCUACUGUGAAGUGCUCUUGAAUUAA
Vitis riparia (riverbank grape) is the source of this 636-nucleotide messenger RNA. Its product is annotated as protein CLAVATA 3-like. The record is from RefSeq and is a predicted model, not a curated record. The coding region runs from base 29 to 313 and encodes 94 amino acids. Gene Ontology annotation, molecular function: receptor serine/threonine kinase binding. The transcript has 3 exons. NCBI's taxonomy places the organism in Eukaryota, Viridiplantae, Streptophyta, Magnoliopsida, Vitales, Vitaceae.